Molecule: messenger RNA, 1911 nt
Organism: Arctia plantaginis
Lineage: Eukaryota; Metazoa; Arthropoda; Insecta; Lepidoptera; Erebidae
Source: the annotation of a GenBank genome assembly
AUGUCGGAGAACACGGGACAGCAAAAUGAACAGUUAUUAAGAGCAAGUUCUUUGAAGAAAGAAGCGAAACCUGGAGUAAAGAGGAAAAAACGGCAUGUUCUCAUCCGAGUACCGGAUUCAGACACAAAUGGGCCCUAUAAACUCAAGACUAAGAUACUUAUAACAGCACUAGCAGUUCUUGUUUUUGUGUCUGCAUUAAGUGGAUACCUCAUUGGAAGUGCAGAUUACUCCUCGAGAAAGACAGCGGAGCCUCCUGACCCAAUUGAACCUCUGAAACCUUCAGCAUCACGACUCCACGUGUUCCGGAAUUCCGCUGUAUGCACAGAUGCACUUGCAUGUUCAGAAAUUGGCAAAAAUAUUCUCGCCAAAAAUGGGUCGGCAGUGGACGCAGCUAUUGCAGCAAUGUUGUGUAAUGGUUUGUUCAACCAGCAAAGCAUGGGGAUUGGUGGAGGAUUCUUCAUGACGAUCUACAUCAAAGACGAGGGGAAAGCUUACGCUGUCAAUGCAAGAGAACAAGCUCCGGGUGCAGCAACAGUCAACAUGUUCAAAGGCGAUUAUUCGAAGUCACACACUGGAGUACUCUCCGUGGGAAUACCAGGCGAACUACGAGGGAUGUGGACAGCCUAUAAGCGAUGGGGAAAGUUGCCCUGGGAGAGCCUUGUCACACCUACCGUAGAAAUAUGCAGGGCUGGAUUCCAGUUAAGCAAGGUCAAUUAUGAUGGAAUCUUGGCAGCGCCGGGAAUAAAAAAUGAUCCACAUUUCAGGCAAAUGUACUUCAAUUCUGCAAAAGGACAAUACCACAAGCCUGGCACCCUCGUGAAACCUCCCGAGGCCAUGUGUAACACUUUCCAAAGAAUAGCGGAGAAGGGAGGAGAUGAGCUUUACAAUGGAAGCCUGUCCAUCGAGUUCUUAGAUGACCUAGAACGGAUAGGUAGCAUUAUUACUGCUGAAGACCUCCAGCGGUAUGAAGCACAAAUCUUGGAACCAAUUGCAGCAUCUCUCGACAAUGGAGACACAAUUUACUCGCCGCCUCCACCGAGCUCCGGAGCUAUCCUGGUCAACAUCCUGAACAUCCUUAGUGGGUAUAACUUCAACGCGUCCAGUAUAAACACGACGGAAGACAAAAUCCUUACCUACCACAGGAUCAUCGAAGCUUUUAAGUUUGCAUAUGUACAAAGAACCAAAUUGGGUGAUAUGGAUUUCUUGGACUUGAAAGAGCUCUUAGCUAACCUAUCGUCAAAGGAGUUUGGCACGGAGUUACGUCUCCGCAUAAAUGACACCAUGACUAGUAACAGCUCGGCCACGUACGAUGCAGAUUCCUACAACCAACCAGAUUCAGGCACCGCUCAUAUAUCCAUCAUCGCUCCGAAUGGAGAUGCUGUUUCUGCCACAAGCUCGCUGAACUUUUACUUUGGAGCGGGAUUCAUGACUCUCAAGACAGGCAUAGCAAUGAACAAUGUAAUGGAUGACUUCUCGUCUCCGGGCAUCACCAACUAUUUCGGUCUGAAGCCCGCCACGGCCAAUUAUAUCGCGCCUUACAAGAGACCUCUCUCGUCAAUGGGUCCAAGCAUCAUUGUGGACCAGAAUGGAAAUGCUAAGCUGGUUAUAGGAGCUUCAGGAGGAACUAAAAUCACUACUGCUGUUGCUUUGGUAAUAAUGCGCAAGUUGUGGUUUAAUCAAACUAUAAAGGAAGCUGUAGAUGAAGCUCGUUUCCAUCAUCAAAUAACACCAAUGGUAACAGAAUACGAGUUCGGCAUCACGGAGGACAUUGUGAAAGGGCUGCGAGCAAAGGGACAUGGUAUGGUGCGCUACCGCGGCCGAGGCUCUAUCGUGUGCGCCAUCUACAGAAAUAGAACCGCCAUUUUCGCAAAUGCUGACUUCAGAAAGGGCGGCGACGUUGCCGGCGACUGA